This is a messenger RNA of Metschnikowia bicuspidata var. bicuspidata NRRL YB-4993, 972 nucleotides long. RefSeq names its product deoxycytidine monophosphate deaminase. The transcript has a single exon. The coding region runs from base 1 to 972 and encodes 323 amino acids. The record is from RefSeq and is a predicted model, not a curated record. Gene Ontology annotation, molecular function: zinc ion binding; hydrolase activity. NCBI's taxonomy places the organism in Eukaryota, Fungi, Ascomycota, Pichiomycetes, Serinales, Metschnikowiaceae.
AUGUUGCUUGCCAUCUCCGGCACGCUCGCGGCCGGCAAGACCGAGGUGGCCCGGUACCUCACGUUCCAGGGCUUCCAGCUCAUAGCGGUGAAAACCCACCACAAAGCCCCCGGGCCGUCCGCGGACGGCGAGCUAGACGCCCACGUGUACGAGCACUUCGACGAGCUCUUGGACGACGUGACCUCCAAGUGGCAGCAGAACUUUGUCAUCUCGCACAUCGACGACUCGGCCAUGCUCCACAAGCUCCAGAAACGGCCGUUUUUCCUCCACCUCUCCAUCGACGCGCCGGUGUUCUUGCGCUACCAGCGCUACUGCUUGAAGAACAAGGACAGCGUCGAGACCGCAGAGGCGUUUAUCGCCAAGUCCGACGCGCUCUUGUUCAACCCGCUCAACCCGCUCAUUGAAAUCAACAACCAGGCGCACAUCAAGGUCGUCAACACCACCGCGUCCAUCAAGAGCCUCUACAUCAAGUUGAGCGAGCUCGACGUGCUCAACCCAGAGCGGCUCCGCCCCACGUGGGACGCGUACUUCAUGCGGCUCGCGGACUUGGCCGCGUUGCGGUCCAAUUGCAUGAAGCGCAGGGUGGGCUGUGUCAUCGUCAAAGACAACCGGGUGGUGGCCACGGGCUACAACGGCACGCCGCGCAACCUCACCAACUGCAACGAGGGCGGGUGUGCGCGGUGCAACCAGGGCCAGGGCAGCGGUGCCAGUCUUCUGACGUGUCUCUGCUUGCACGCGGAGGAAAACGCGUUGUUGGAGGCUGGCCGCGAGCGGACGUCGGGCGACAAGUCCAUCUUGUACUGCAACACGUGCCCGUGCCUCACGUGCUCCAUCAAGAUCGUGCAGAGCGGCAUCCGCCAGGUGGUGUAUGCACAGAGCUAUUCCAUGGAUGAGCAGUCGCACCGCGUGAUGAGCGAGGCCCGCAUCGUUCUCCGACAGUACGUGCCGCCAAAGGAGGGCAUUUUCAUAUGA